Messenger RNA from Gongylonema pulchrum, 927 nucleotides. The record is from the annotation of a GenBank genome assembly. Lineage: Eukaryota; Metazoa; Nematoda; Chromadorea; Rhabditida; Gongylonematidae.
AUGAAUUUUUCGGCGGUUGGAACAAAUCAAACGAAGAUAAGCAUGUGGACGGCAGUGUCCGAGCUAAUUAUGGAGCGGAUCGAUGAUCUGGUCUACUCCGAACUGCUCGUCCUCUCAUUUUUCUUCUCAAUGAUUAUGCGACAGGUGCGAUGGGGAAUUGUUCGGGAAAUCUGUGGUGCUCUGAUUGGCAUUGGUUUAACUUAUUAUUUUACGGGUUGGAAAUUGCUCUAUUCGCUUAUCAUUGUUAUUCUCAAUCUUGUUGGUUUGAGUUUUGAAAUUUCCGAUAGUCGCAAAAAGAAUGCAAUGGAUUUCGACCCGAAGAAAACCCGGUUUAUUGAGGAACCUCGCUGGUGGCAAUCGAUUUUGUACGCCUAUAAUUUCCCCGGUCUUUUUACGGGCCCUUAUUAUACAUAUGCGAUGCAUCGAGAUGUUGUCGAUAAUGAUAAUAUAAUGGAGAUUUCAGUUUGGGAUCACAUUUCUUGGCGCCUCCAUAAUCUUGCAUGGGCAUUGCCUGCUUUCAUUCUGCUUGUAUACGCUUUCCCUCUUCAGAUGAUGCGUGAAAGUGAAUUUUUCGAUGAAACAGCAUUUUACCGGGUUUGGAUCAGCUUUUUGGUUUUCCUCUGGAUGCGUUGUCGCGUCUACAGUGCUUGGAUGGUGGCCGAAUCGAUUUGUGUGCUCAAUGGAAUUGGAAUUUAUCCAGAAGAAAGUUGUCCAUCAGCUGGCAAAGGGCCCAACCGAAUUGAUAUUUUCAAUGAGCAAAUGAACGGUAAGGGAACGAAGUAUAACUCGGAAGCGGUACGCAAUUUGGACAUUUGGGCGAUUGAAUUCGACGCAACAUUUCGUGGUGGCAUGCGGGCCUGGAAUCGUACUGUACAGUUCUGGCUGGCAAAUAAUGUAUACAAACGAGUACCCCGUACUGUCGGGUAA